Molecule: messenger RNA, 1662 nt
Organism: Rhizoctonia solani
Lineage: Eukaryota; Fungi; Basidiomycota; Agaricomycetes; Cantharellales; Ceratobasidiaceae
Product: ABC1 family protein
Exons: 7
Coding region: 1-1662 (553 amino acids)
Biological process (GO): ubiquinone biosynthetic process
Cellular component (GO): extrinsic component of mitochondrial inner membrane
Molecular function (GO): kinase activity
Source: RefSeq, a predicted model, not a curated record
AUGCCACCACCAGGCCGUCUAUACGAUGCUCUCACUGUGGUUUGUACUGCAGCACAGAUUAUUCAAAGGGCGGCCGUGAUAAGUGUGGAGAAACAACUUCCUUCUGCAGCUUAUGGUCCAGCUUACCGUACCCGAAACGACCCAAGCCCAGAAACUCAAACAACUGCCGGAACUCGAGAUGCUAAACCCGCGUUUGAUACGAGUGAAACAGGCUCGAGAUACACGAUACCCCCAAAUACAUGGACAUACACUCAGGCUGAUAAAGCUAAUUCCUCCGAAACGAAAGAGCCUGCAUUAGACCCGGUUUCCCCAGUCACGGCGCCUGGCACUCCGGAGGUAUCGCUGUCUAAUGGGUCCGUUCUGAGCGCAAACCUAGGUCAAGCCAAAUUAGAUGAUUUCGACUACUAUGAAGAGACAGAGCCUGCCGUGAAGCUAACCCCUUCCCGAGUACCAUCAUCUCGACUCGGGAGACUGUUUCAUUAUGGAAGUCUUGCUGCCUCGUUGACAGCAGGAACUGCAUCGGAGUACGUUCGACGGGCGGCCACAGGCUCGGGUACGGGCGCGGGGAGUGCAAUGAUGAGCGAAGCAAAUAUAUCGAGACUUGUAGACAAGUUGUCUCGUAUGAGAGGCGCAGCACUCAAACUGGGCCAGUUUCUCAGUAUCCAAGAUGCCCAUGUACUGCCCGAGCAAAUCGAACGUGUUCUACGUCAGGUACAAAACAACGCGCAUUAUAUGCCCAAUUCUCAACUCGAGAAAGUCUUAACCGCAGAACUCGGCCCCAACUGGCACGAAAAGUUCUCUCAUUUCGACCCGAUCCCAAUCGCAUCCGCCUCCAUAGGCCAAGUCCACAAGGCGGCUAUCCCACCCAACGACGCACCCAUAGCACUCAAAGUCCAAUUCCCCAACAUUGCCCAGUCGAUCCACUCUGACUUGGCCAACGUUUCGAGUUUCUUGACCGCCAGCGCGCUCCUUCCCAGGGGUCUUUAUUUGGACCGGACGUUGGCGGUGAUGAAGGGCGAACUGGCAGAGGAAUGCGAUUACGAGCGGGAAGCAUCGUGUAUUGAGCGGUUCGGCGAGUUUUUAGGACGAGAGGGCGAGAGGUUUAGGGUGCCGAGGGUGAUUCGGGAGUUGACUACCAAGCGGGUGUUGGCGAUGGAGUGGAUGGAAGGUGUGAGUGUUGCCAAGGGCGCUAGAUGGCCUAAACAUAUCAGAGAUCAGAUAGCGACUGACGUUCUGACCCUCUGUCUACGCGAGCUUUUCGAGUUCCGCCUGAUGCAAACGGACCCCAACUGGUCCAACUUUUUAUACAACCCACGCACCAACCAGUUGGAACUCAUCGAUUUCGGCGCAUCGAGAGAGUAUAGCAAAGAGUUUAUGGACAACUGGUUCGAACUGUUGAGUGCUGCGGUGAGAGAAGACCGGGACGCGUGCGUGGAAUAUUCGUUGAAGCUUGGGUACCUCACGGGAGAAGAAAAGCAAGAAAUGGUAGACGCGCACGUUCGGUCCAUGACCCUCUUGGGCAUCCCGUUCCGCGCAUCGACGGCCCAGCCGUUUUCGUUUAAAUCUCAAACGAUCACGGAUGAGAUCCGUGCGCUUAUUCCUGUCAUGCUGAGAUUGCGGUUGACACCCCCACCCACGGAGACGUACAGUUUGAACCGGUGA